CAAAAGGUUUCUCUCUUCAGAUUUUAGGUGACUCCUUUCUCUCUCUCAUGUGAAGCUGACCAGUGCCAAUUAGAAGCCCGCUUUUUCCGCUGAUCACUCCUAAUCUGGGAAAAGCUCAAUCAAGCAAAUGAAAUGACACUAUCCUACCACAAUAAUCUCUCUCUCUCUCUCUCUCUCUCUGAGAGAGAAUUUGGUGACCUUAAUAUUCCUUCUUUCAGAUUGCUUACCGCAGCCUGUCAGGUCAAAUGGUGGCGUUACUAUUUGAAGAUGAUGGCAUGCGGGCCGUGGUGCUAAGGCAUAAAUAUAAUUUGCAAGUUUGUAUACAGUCAAUUCAAGGUUAGAUUGGUGGGAGAAAAAUCUAUAUUUUGGAGUUCUUGGCUUAAGGCAUUAUGGAAAGAGAGGAUCAUGGUGGAGAUAACCAGGCUAAGUUCUCCACCAGCAGGUUAUACUUCUCACUUUAGUGCCAUUUGGGGGUGUGGCCCUACCUCUCGAUCUCAGACGCUUGCAUGGUUAAUAGCGCACAAUAGAGUGCAAAUUGAAGAUAAUCCUUAAACAAUUGGUGUUCUAAGACAGAGAGGAAGCAUAGAUGGCUGCAACUGUGGAGCAACAUAUCAGAAACAAGAUGGCAUCCAUAUCCCCUAUUGCAUUAAGUUGUUGCAUUUCCAAUCCGAGAGAGUUGAGGCAGCUGCAUGCUCAUAUCCUCACCAUGGGGUUGUUCCAAUUAGAGGUCUUUCUACGUAAGAUCAUUACCUUCUGUGCAGUCACCGACCCAUGCUCCAUUGAGUAUGGCAGAAGGGUCCUCGCCCAGAUUGACUGUCCAUCAACUUAUAUAUGGAAUACCAUGAUCAGAGGUUACGCAUCAUCUCCUCAGCCACUCAAAGGGAUCAUUGUUUACAACCAGAUGCUGAGACGAGGAGCUUCUCCUGAUGCUUACACCUUCCCUUUCCUGCUCAAAGCAUGUUCUAACAGCCUAUCUAUUCACAAGUCUAGAGAGAUCCACUGCCGCGCAGUGAAGACGGGAUUCGAUUGGAAUGUGUAUGUUAAGAAUUCUUUGAUUCACGUUUACAGCGUCGUUGGUGAAACUGAGAAUGCCCGUAGAUUAUUUGUUGAAAUUUCUGAGCCAGAUGUUGCAUCGUGGACCACUUUGUUAUCGGCGUAUGCUAAUUCGCUGGACGUAGCACAAGCACGGAAGUUGUUUGAUGAAAUGCCUGAAAGAAGCGCCGUUACUUGGAGUGCGAUGAUUACCGGCUAUGUUCAAGCCAACUGUUACGAGCAGGCGAUGGGUCUGUUCCGAGAGAUGCAAGCGAAAGGGAUCGAACCAAAUGAUGCCACUCUUGUUAGUCUGAUUUCAGCUUGUGCCCAUCUUGGUUCUUUAGAACAAGGCAGAUGGGUUCAUUCUUAUGUGCAGAACAAGAAUCGAACACUGGAUACAAGGUUUAACUCUGCGUUAAUAGAUAUGUACUGCAAGUGUGGGAGCACAGAGAGAGCAAUGCUCGUGUUUAAACUAGCAAGGAACAAAGAUGUCACUGUUUGGACUUCCUUGAUUUCCGGCCUUGCCUCACAUGGCUUUGGAAGGACUGCUAUACAAUUUUUUGAGGAGAUGAAGCGGUCAGGAGUUGCACCGAACGACCUCACGCUUGUUGCCGUUUUGUCUGCGUGUACCCAUGCAGGCCUAGUGCAGGAGGGUUUAUCUAUCUUCGAGCGAAUAAGAUCUGAGUUCUGUAUCGAACCUAAGAUUGAGCACUAUGGCUGCAUGGUUGAUCUCCUUGGACGAGCUGGAUUGAUCAUGGAGGCGCUGUCGUUGAUUGAAUCCAUGCCGAUGGAACCCAAUGCUGCUGUCUGGGGAGCACUUUUUUCUGCCUGUAGAAUCCACAGACAUGCAAAACUUGGUGGGCAAGUGGCAUCGCAACUGUUGAGGGAUGAGCCGCAGAACGGUGCCCUUUACAUGGCGUUGAUGAACCUCUACAAUGAAACAGGAAAGGUUGAUGAUGCAGAAAAGGUGAAGAGGGACAUGAAAAAAAGUGCCUGUAAGAAGAAUCCUGGCUGUAGCGUGAUUGAAGUGAAUGGAGCAUGUACUGAGUUCAUAGUGGGAGACGAGUCACACCCACAAGCCCUUCAGGUAUGCUCCAACUUGAGCCGGUUGGCAGAGGAGAUCUGUAAAGGAACGGUUCUUGUUUGAUCCAUGAUCAGGGAGCUGAAAGAAGAAAAGACGAGGUACAGAAAGUAAGAGGAAUACGGCAACUUCAACGCGUAUCGAGUGAACACAGUAACAUUAUAGAAGCCAGCAAUGAAGUUGCCAGUUGCCACUGGGAGAUCCAUCUCGAAAGAGGAAUUUUGCCACUGAUGGUCUCUUACCAGUUAUCAGAAACAAAUUCUUGAGAAGGGUUCGGUACGUGACAGAUUGGAAGAUUCCGUUAUACGAGGGUGCAAUUUACCGUCCUAAGAGGUGAUGCAAAGCACACAUUUGCACGCCUUCAUACCUGAUACUCCGAGCCACUGACGACCAACCAGAGGAUCAAGCAGAAGAAACAUACCUGAUACUCACCGCUGCCACCUAGUUGGCCGUAAUGAAUUUUCAAUAGCAAAUGACUGAUCUUACUAGAAGCGGAAACCUGCGUCCAUGUCUCAAAAGUCUAGGAGCCCUUUGUUUCUGGCAUUUGAAAUUUUGAAUGAAACUACCGAUGACGAAGAAAAAAAACAGCCCACCAGAAUGAUCAGAUUCAGGAGGGCAGCGCACGCGCUAAUUGCCAAGGGCAUAAUGAACAUCAUGUGAUGUCAGAGGAUGACUUUGCAUCUAAAGAGGCCUGUCCGUUUCAUAUUUUUCGGAUUAUUUGUGAUCUUUGUUGUACCUUGUCAUGGACAUAGAAUACCAACAAACAGUACCUGUGUCUGGUUCAAGCAACAGACCUCAUACUAUUGAAAUAAAUGCAUGUUUGAAUCAA
This is a messenger RNA of Nymphaea colorata (pocket water lily), 2942 nucleotides long. Its product is annotated as pentatricopeptide repeat-containing protein At5g66520-like. Gene Ontology annotation, biological process: RNA modification. The record is from RefSeq and is a predicted model, not a curated record. Bases 587 to 2179 code for a protein of 530 amino acids. The transcript has a single exon. NCBI's taxonomy places the organism in Eukaryota, Viridiplantae, Streptophyta, Magnoliopsida, Nymphaeales, Nymphaeaceae. Gene Ontology annotation, molecular function: RNA binding; protein binding.